Talaromyces proteolyticus is the source of this 330-nucleotide messenger RNA. Its product is annotated as CipC1 protein. Lineage: Eukaryota; Fungi; Ascomycota; Eurotiomycetes; Eurotiales; Trichocomaceae. Bases 1 to 330 code for a protein of 109 amino acids. The transcript is spliced from 3 exons. The record is from RefSeq and is a predicted model, not a curated record.
AUGGGUUGGUUCAGCGACGACUCUCCUCAAAGCGGCAGCUACGACCAAUGGCAGAAUUCGAACCCAAGAGAGCACGAGGCCAGUUUCGCCCACGAGUUAAUUGCCGGUGCCGCAUCCUACGAAGCUGCCAAGGCUUAUGAAGACCACGUUGCGCGAAACGGCCAACCCCCAAGCCACGAGAAAGCCAAGGAGAUCCUAGCUGGAUUCGCCGGCGCCUUCAUCGAUCGCGAAGUCGAAACCAAGGGUCUGGAUUUCAUUGACCGGGAGAAGGCUAAGCGUCAAGCUCGUGAGCACUUUGACAGUGUUCCUGGCAACCAAGUUGGAUAUUAA